GGCUCCCCCGCGCCAUGGAGCCGGGCCGCGGCGGCCUCGAGACCGUGGGCAAGUUCGAGUUCUCCCGCAAAGACCUGAUCGGGCAUGGCGCCUUCGCGGUGGUCUUCAAGGGGCGCCACCGCGAGAAGCACGACCUGGAGGUCGCCGUCAAGUGUAUUAACAAGAAGAACCUCGCCAAGUCCCAGACACUACUGGGGAAGGAAAUCAAAAUCCUCAAGGAACUAAAGCAUGAAAACAUCGUGGCGUUGUAUGACUUCCAGGAAAUGGCCAAUUCUGUCUACCUGGUCAUGGAGUACUGUAAUGGUGGGGACCUGGCUGACUACCUGCACACCAUGCGCACGCUGAGUGAAGAUACUGUCAGGCUGUUUCUGCAGCAGAUUGCUGGUGCAAUGCAGCUGCUGCACAGCAAGGGCAUCAUCCAUCGUGACCUGAAGCCCCAGAACAUCUUGCUGUCCAAUCCUGGGGGCCGUCGCGCCAACCCCAGUAACAUUCGAGUCAAGAUUGCUGACUUUGGUUUUGCAAGAUACCUCCAAAGCAACAUGAUGGCAGCCACACUGUGCGGCUCUCCCAUGUACAUGGCCCCUGAAGUCAUCAUGUCCCAACACUAUGAUGGGAAGGCUGACCUGUGGAGCAUUGGCACCAUUGUCUACCAGUGUCUAACUGGAAAGGCUCCAUUCCAGGCCAGUAGCCCUCAGGACCUGCGCCUGUUCUAUGAGAAGAACAAGACUCUGGUCCCCGUCAUCCCCCGGGAGACAUCAGCCCCUCUGCGGCAGCUGCUCCUGGCUCUGCUGCAGCGCAAUCAUAAGGACCGCAUGGAUUUUGAUGAAUUCUUCCACCACCCUUUCCUGGAUGCAAGUGCCUCCAUCAAGAAGUCCCCACCUGUGCCCGUGCCCUCAUAUCCAAGCUCGGGGUCCGGCAGCAGCUCCAGCAGCAGCUCUGCGUCCCACCUGGCCUCUCCACCGUCCCUAGGGGAGAUGCCACAGUUGCAGAAGACACUUACCUCCCCAGCUGACACUGCUGGCUUCCUUCAGGGCUCCCGGGACUCAGGUGGCAGCAGCAAAGACUCCUGUGACACGGAUGAUUUUGUCAUGGUCCCAGCACAGUUUUCAGGUGACCUAGUAGCUGAGGUGGCCAAGCCUCCACCUGACAGUCUGCUGUGUAGCGGGAGCUCACUGGUAGCCUCUGCUGGCCUGGAGAGCCAUGGCCGCACCCCAUCUCCCUCUCCCACCUGCAGCAGCUCUCCCAGCCCCUCGAGUCGAGUUGGCCCCUUCUCCAGCAGCAAGUAUGGUGCUUCGGUCCCCAUUCCCGUCCCCACGCAGGUACACAACUACCAGCGCAUUGAGCAGAACCUGCAGUCACCUGCCCAGCAUCAGACAGUGCGGUCCUCUGCCAUCCGAAGGUCAGGUAGCACUAGCCCCCUAGGUUUUGCCAGAACCAGUCCAUCACCCCCAUCCCACGCUGAUGGAGCCAUCUUGACCAGGAAGUUGUCUUUGGGUGGUGGCCGGCCCUACACACCUUCUCCCCAAGUGGGAACCAUACCCGAACGACCCAGCUGGAGCAGGGUACCGUCUCCACAAGGAGCAGAGAUGAGAGCUGGCAAGUCUCCACGUCCAGGCUCCUCUGUGCCUGAGCACUCCCCACGCAUCACUGGGCUGGGCUACCGCCUACACAGUGCCCCCAACUUGUCCGACCUUCACAUCGUGCGCCCCAAACUGCCCAAGCCCCCGACGGAUCCCCUGGGAGCUGCCUUCAGUCCACCCCAGGCCAGUACACCCCAGCCAUGUCCAGGGAUGCAGCCUUGCCGGCCACUUCGCGGUUCACCCAAGCUGCCUGAAUUCCUGCAGCGGAGCCCCCUGCCUCCCAUUCUGGGCUCACCCACGAAGGCUGGGCCCUCAUUUGACUUCCCCAAGGCCCCCAGCUCCCAGAACCUGCUGACUCUAUUGGCACGGCAGGGUGUAGUGAUGACACCCCCUCGUAACCGCACACUGCCUGACCUCUCAGAGGCAGGGCCUUUCCAGGGACAGCAGCUGGGCUCUGGCCUGCGGUCUGCUGAUGACAACAGGGGUCCCUUUGGCCGGUCCUUUAGCACCAGCCGCCUCACAGACCUCCUGCUUAAGGCUGCAUUCGGGACACAGGCUUCAGACUCAGGCAGCACAGAUAGCCUGCAGGAGAAGCCCAUGGAGAUUGCACCCUCUGCUGGCUUUGGAGGGAACCUGCACCCGGGAGUUCGAGCUGCUGGGGCCAGCAGCCCUGCACCCGUGGUGUUCACUGUGGGCUCCCCACCCAGUGGGACCACGCCACCCCAGGGUCCCCGCACCAGGAUGUUCUCAGUGGGCUCCUCCAGCUCCUUGGGCUCUGCUGGUUCUUCUUCUGCCCGCCAUCUGGUGCCUGGGCCUUGCAGUGAGGCUCCUGAGCUCAGUGUUCCAAGCCACUGCUGCAGCUUUGCUGACCCCCUUGCUGCCAAUAUGGAGGGAGGAGUGACCUUUGAGGCUCCUGACCUCCCUGAAGAAACCCUCAUGGAGCAAGAGCACACGGAGACCCUGCACAGUCUGCGCUUCACACUUGCAUUCGUGCAGCAAGUUCUGGAGAUUGCAACUCUGAAGGGCAGUGCCAGUGAGGCAGCUGGGGUGCCUGAGUACCAGCUUCAGGAGAGCAUUGUGGCUGACCAGAUCAGCCAGCUGAGCCGCGAGUGGGGCUUCGCAGAGCAGCUGGUGCUCUACCUGAAAGUGGCGGAGCUGCUGUCCUCAGGCCUACAAACAGCCAUUGACCAGAUACGAGCUGGCAAGCUCUGCUUGUCAUCCACUGUGAAGCAGGUGGUGCGCAGGUUGAAUGAGCUGUACAAGGCCAGUGUGAUGUCCUGUCAGGGCCUCAGCCUGCGGCUGCAGCGCUUUUUCGUGGAUAAGCAGCGACUGCUGGAUGGUAUCCAUAGUGUCACCGCUGAACGGCUCAUCCUCAGCCAUGCAGUGCAAAUGGUGCAGUCGGCUGCUCUGGAUGAGAUGUUCCAGCACCAUGAGAGCUGUGUGCCACGCUAUCACAAGGCCCUGCUGCUGCUGGAGGGGCUCCAGCAAACGCUCACAGACCAGGCUGACAUUGAGAACAUUGCCAAAUGCAAGCUGUGCAUUGAGCGGAGACUGUCAGCUCUGCUGAGUGGCGUGUGUCCCUGAUUGCUUGUCCACCUCCUGUGCCCUGGGAGCUGGACCCCAUGCAACCAUGUGGGGUGGUAUCUGAGUACAGGCUGGACCAUCUGCUUCGAAAUGGAUCUGAUGGUGCUGAGCCCGCUGCCCUCAGGAGCUGGCAGGGAUGCUGCAUGGCUGGAGAUGUGGCAUUGGGAGACUGCUAUUCUUUGCUAGCAGAUGGACUGACUACAGGAUAACAGGGACAGCUCCCUGGCCACCAAGGCAAGAAUGUCUGAACUUGUCCUUUCCAGCUGCCUCUCUCAGCAAGCAUGGUAGCAAGAGGUGGCAGGCAGGCAAGUGUGGGAACCUACCACUUGUGAGACACAUUGCAGCCCUGAGGACAGGCAGGGCCCUGAGACUCUUGCUUUCUAAAGUCUGCAAGCCAAAGCGAGCUUUUCAUCAUGGCUCACUUGCCCUGUUGCUUGUCCAGGAAAAAGAGGUGUGGCCUUUUGGCUUCCCCAUCUCUCUAGGAACUUCUCCCUCUGAGGCCACCCACCCAGCUUUGUAAGUCACCAGAGCACUUUAUAGACAGAGACUGGAAAACCUGGACUGGCAUUUGUGGCUGGGAACCUGCCUCCCAUUCCUGGCUUUUGCCUUCUGAGUUGUGCAGACACAGACCAUGUGUAUGUGUAUAAAUAGCCCAAUGUACGCUACCGCCUGUGUCUUGUUCUUGAGAGGAAGGCAACAGGCUUUCUUCCCAGGGAGACACAGUUCUCAUGUUCAGUUGUUCUUUAAAGGACAGUCAGUAUGAAGCACCAAGCUGUUGUAAUGUUUCACACUUUGCUCCUAAAAUGUGUCUUAUUUCUUCUGCAGCUCACGUUUUCUUUAAAGAAGGAAACUUAGGUGUUUAAGAAGUUACUUUGGAACGUUGAAGGUGGGUGGGACAUUGUCAUGAAUGCAGUGUUGAAGAGGAUGGCACCAGCUGUGGGUUUUGGGUAGGAUGAUGCUGCCUCCUGCAGUGCUUAUGUGAGAGUAUGUGGGUGGUUGUCCCCCUCUGCCCUGCCCUGUUGGGUAGCAGAAUGGGCAGUGCCCAGUUGCCAUCCCUCACAUGUGUUGGGCAGACAAGGAUGAAUUUUUGUGCAACAGGCAAAAUAACAUAAGCGACUCCCACCCUGCCCGUUGAGCUUUCUUUCCCAUUAGUCUGACUCCUACACAGUGACUGUGAGGUCUGUCUUCCAGGUUCCAGGGUAGGAUAAGCUGGACAUUUGCUUAGCUUCCCUUGCUUGUCAGCUUCUGCCUUGGCUCAGCUCUGCCCAUGCCCACUUCAUAUCCCUGAGUGUCCAUGGGCAGAUGUGGGUCUGAGGGUCUCCCACUAGGGUUCAGGGUAAUAUGCCACAGACACAUAAUCAAGUGGGAUUUUCUUAUAAUACUUGAAAUGUUGCCACUGUUUUUGGAUGUAUGAGAAAGAUUACUAAGACUAGUUUCCUCUCUCCCCACACCUUCCCUUGCGCAUGUAACAUGUAUUUAUUGCUUUGUGGCUGACUGGAUCCAGAGCCACUAGGGAGGCUGGUUCAGGAUGGCCUUUGCCUAGUUCCUGGUCCCUCCUGGCUCGUGUGUGUGUGUGUGUGCGUGCGUGCGUGCGUGCGUGUGUGUGUGUACGUAUGUAUGUCUGUGUGUGUGUUGAGCCAAACCCGUUCUCUGAGGUAGAGCUCAGCACUGUCAAUUUGAAAUGAAUUUUGUGUGAGUCACUCUUGGCAUUUCACUGUCUUAUCAGUUAAAGGAAAUAAACAUUUGAAAUAUU
Messenger RNA from Jaculus jaculus (lesser Egyptian jerboa), 4917 nucleotides. It is a transcript of the gene Ulk1, whose product is annotated as unc-51 like autophagy activating kinase 1. The transcript is spliced from 28 exons. Bases 15 to 3164 code for a protein of 1049 amino acids. Gene Ontology annotation, biological process: protein autophosphorylation; axonogenesis; signal transduction. Lineage: Eukaryota; Metazoa; Chordata; Mammalia; Rodentia; Dipodidae. Gene Ontology annotation, molecular function: ATP binding; protein serine/threonine kinase activity. Gene Ontology annotation, cellular component: autophagosome; cytoplasm. The record is from RefSeq and is a predicted model, not a curated record.